CCUGCAACACGGCUAUAUAAUAUGUGCAUGAGCUUGAUGACAUUUGUAUCGCCCUAGGAGAAAUAUAUACGAGCUGCAGAAAGUGGAAAUGAAUUAUUUUUGCAUUGUUACUCUGUUCUGUUUAUUUUUUCUGGAUGGCACUACUUCGUCUUACUAUCCAAACAAAGAGACUGCUUGCCAUCGCGAGUUACGGAUAUAUCAACAGGAACCAAAUGUACCAGGAAGAAGAAUACCUGUCUGUGAUUCUAGAGGGAACUAUGCACAUAAACAGUGUUCUGGAUCUCAGUGUUACUGUGUUUUGAAAAAUGGUACACACAUUCCAGGCUUCUAUGUCAAUGUAUGGGAGGCUGAACAGCAGACUUGUUAUUGUGCACGUGAACAAGCAGAGUACAAAGCAACUGGACUUAUUGGUAAAUGGUUUCGUUGUACUAACGAUGGUAGCUACGACUCGAUCCAGUGUACCGGUCCAUAUUGCUAUUGUGCAGAUCAGCAUGGCAAAAAGAUUGGGCAAUCAUCAGCUCAUAUCACCGAAAUGCACAGCUUAAAUUGUUGAUUAAAGAAAAUAGAUAGA
Molecule: messenger RNA, 571 nt
Organism: Mytilus trossulus (common blue mussel)
Lineage: Eukaryota; Metazoa; Mollusca; Bivalvia; Mytilida; Mytilidae
Product: equistatin-like
Exons: 4
Coding region: 89-553 (154 amino acids)
Source: RefSeq, a predicted model, not a curated record